AUGAUCUGCUCCAUCACAGUAGUACGCAGUCCGUAUUUCGAGGCAGAAGAGUUCACGAACUUGAGAGAUAUAAUUGAAAUAGAUACGACAAAUGUAACCACGGAGUCUGCUACAUCUGACAUAAAAUUGCUCAAAGAACCAGUUCGUGUAAAGAUCCAACGUGGCGUACGGCAAGGCGAGGUCAUCUCUCCAAAACUAUUCUCUGCAGCUUUAGAACUUGUAAUGCGGCAAAUCGAGCUGCCUUGUGGCAUUGAGAUAGAUGGCGAAAGACUUCAAUACUUGAUGUUUGCAGACGACAUAGUCUUGAUUGGAAGCGAACCGAGUGCACUCGAAAGCUCCCUGAAUAUUUUGAGCGAAGCCUCCCAAUCCAUUGGACUUGUAAUACAUCCAGGAAAAACCAAAUGGAUGAAAAACAACUAUACAAAUGACUAUCGUUUAUGCCAAGUGUUCAACACCCAUGUUCUACCAGCACUGGUAUAUGGAAGUGAGACAUGGAGCACAAUCAAAGAUGAGGAGAGAAGACUAGCUGCUACGCAAAGGGCAAUGGGCGACGGCAAAGUGUCGAGCUAA
Molecule: messenger RNA, 570 nt
Organism: Cooperia oncophora
Lineage: Eukaryota; Metazoa; Nematoda; Chromadorea; Rhabditida; Trichostrongylidae
Source: the annotation of a GenBank genome assembly